Molecule: messenger RNA, 1924 nt
Organism: Musa acuminata AAA Group (dessert banana)
Lineage: Eukaryota; Viridiplantae; Streptophyta; Magnoliopsida; Zingiberales; Musaceae
Product: pentatricopeptide repeat-containing protein At1g09820-like
Exons: 1
Coding region: 39-1889 (616 amino acids)
Molecular function (GO): protein binding
Source: RefSeq, a predicted model, not a curated record
AAUGUUAAUUACCUUCGAGGAUUUGGAGAGCCCUCUCGAUGCGACUGUUCCACCGCCAUCACCGUCUCCGACCCGCUAAAACCACCCGCGCCACUUCUUUCUCCUCCUCCUCCUCCACGACCUGCACCACCUCCCCAACCCCUCCCGAUCCCAGCACCCUGUCCCACCUCGUCUCCCGACAGCACUGGUCCCGACUAAAAACCCUCAUCUCCGCCUCCGCCGCGGCCUUCGCCACCACACCCGCCGAUGCCGCCGUUUCCUUCCUCCGCAUCCUUCUCGAUUCUGCGUCCACCUCCUCCGUCGCCGCCCUCCGCUUCUCCCGCUGGUCCCAGUCCCACUACCGCUGCCCCCGCGCCUUCGACCUCCCCCUUCACUGUCGUCUCCUCCUCGCCCUCGCUGCCGACAAGCUCUACUCCGAUCUCCGCUCCGAGCUUCACUACCUCGUCAGAUCCGGCCCCCACUCCGCCGUCUCCAUCCUCCACACCCUCGCAGUCUCCGCUGAGCCCUCCCGCCGGCGCCAUGACUCCCUCUCCAUCCUCGCCGACAUGCUCAUCCUCGCCCUUGUCAAGAACUCGAGGACCAGCGCCGCCAUCGAGGUCUUUUAUCGUUCUCGGGAUUUCGGGUACCGACUCUCGGUCCUUUCGUGUAACCCCUUGCUGAGCUCUUUGAUCAGAGAAGAGAAGUUCGACGCCGUGGAGGCCGUGUAUAAAGAGAUGAUUCGUAGGAGGAUUCCCCCCAACCUGAUCACUUUCAAUACUGUCAUCAAUGGUUUCUGUAAGGAGGGGAAGCUAAGGAGGGCAGGGGAUCUCACGGAGGACAUGAAAUCAUGGGGGUUCUCCCCCUCGGUCAUCACUUACAAUACCCUAAUCGAUGGGUACUGCAAGAAGGGCGGGGCUGGGAAGAUGUAUAGGGCCGAUGUCCUCUUGAAGCAGAUGGUGGAUGCCAACAUCCACCCCAAUGUUGUUACUUUUAAUACUUUGAUCGAUGGGUACUGCAAGGAUGGGAACAGUUCGUCUGCGAUGAGGUUCUUCCAAGAAAUGAAGCGGCAAGAGCUUUCUCCCGGUGUUGUCACCUAUAAUACGUUGAUCAAUGGGCUUUCUUGCGAGGGCAAGUUGAACGAAGCCCUCGAGCUGCUGAAGGAGAUGGAGGAACUGAAUCUGGCACCAAAUGUGGUGACCUACAAUGCUAUCAUCAAUGGGUUUUGUAAGAAAAAAAUGAUGGCAGAGGCUAAAGGGAUGUGUGAUGUCCUUAUGGGGAAGAAUUUGUUGCCAAAUGUUAUUACUUACAAUACUUUGAUUGACGGGUAUUGUCGAGCUGGAAUGAUGGAGGAUGCAAUGGUGUUGAAACGAUUGAUGUUGGAGAACGGUAUUAGUCAUAAUGUUUCGACCUUUAGCUGCUUGAUAAAUGGGUUCUGUAAAGAUGGGGAUACGAAGAGUGUUGUGAAGCUGUUGGAUGAAAUGAGGGAGAAGAAUGUAAGACCUGAUAUUGUGAUUUACAAUGUGCUGAUUAGGGCUUUGUGCAAAGAAGGGGAGUUGACGAAGGCAGUCAAGCUUUUAGAUGAGACGCUGGAGGUGGGUCUGAAGCCAACCCAUGUAACAUAUAAUACCAUAAUAGAUGCGUUCUGUGUGAAAGGGAACCUUAGGGCAGCUUUGAACAUGAGAGCAAGGAUGGAGAGGGGUGGAAAGCGUGCAAAUGUGGUCACUUAUAACGUAUUUAUCAAGUACUUCUGUGGAAGAGGUAAGAUGGAAGAGGCUAAUGAGUUUCUAAAUGAGAUGUUGGAGAAAGGAUUGGUUCCAAACAGGGUCACUUACAAUAUGAUUAAGGAUGAGAUGAUUGAGAGAGGUUAUGUUCCUAGCAUAGAUGGACAUCUUUGUAACAAUGCCUCUUAGUAGGAAAAUAAACAAGAGAAUGGAAGUUUUUUUUA